This is a messenger RNA of Didymella exigua CBS 183.55, 1098 nucleotides long. Its product is annotated as glycoside hydrolase family 43 protein. Bases 1 to 1098 code for a protein of 365 amino acids. The transcript is spliced from 2 exons. Gene Ontology annotation, biological process: carbohydrate metabolic process. The record is from RefSeq and is a predicted model, not a curated record. Gene Ontology annotation, molecular function: hydrolase activity, hydrolyzing O-glycosyl compounds. Lineage: Eukaryota; Fungi; Ascomycota; Dothideomycetes; Pleosporales; Didymellaceae.
AUGCUUAAACUUCUGAUGAAGGCGGCUCUUGCUGCCGUAGGUGUCUGUUACACCACGCCAACUGCGACCAACUCAAGCUCGACUUUCACAAACCCAGUUCUUGACACAGUGGGCGCUGAUCCUUGGGUCUUCCGCCACAAUGACUACUACUACAUGACCUACACCAACAACGAGAACAUCACUCUACAGCGCAGCAAGGUGCUCACAGACUGGAACAAUGCUGAGUCCAAGCUAUUGUUCAAGCCGCCUCCAGGCAUGAACUAUUCUACGGACCUAUGGGCACCUGAGCUACACAAUCUCAACGGCAAUUGGUAUGUCAUCUUUACAGCAGACCCACGUAAUGACUCCCCGCCACCUGAGACGGAGAUGUGGUGCGAGUAUAAUUGCCCAGCGGUCAAUCAUCGCAUGUACGUGGUCGAAGGUGUCGGUUCUGAUCCGUGGACUGCUUCCUACAGCUACAAGGGCGAGCUCGACACGUACAACCAGUUUGCCAUCGACGGUACCUACUUCCAGCACAACGACCAGCUAUACCACGUCUAUUCGUGCUGGCUCCGUCAGUAUGAUGGCUGGCCAGCCAACCUGUGCAUCACCAAGCUAUCUAAUCCUUGGACCGUCACCUCGCCCUUCACAGAGCGCCAGAUCAUCUCUGUGCCAGAGUACGCCUGGGAGAAAACACCAUUCGGUCGUGCGAGCAAUGACCGUCUCUCAUCCAAUGAGGGGCCGCAGCAACUCAUCAACCCUAAGACACAGCAGAACUUCCUUGUCUUCAGCGCCGCUCGCUCUGACAACCGCAACUACUGUCUUGCGCAACUGGAGCUUGUUGGCGACGACCCGAUGAGCCCAAGCGAUUGGCGAAAGCACUCGUACCCCAUCUUCUACCAAAACCCCGGCGAGAACGCAUACGGCGUUGGACACGCGAGCUUCACAACCAGCCCUGACGGGAGUGAGGACUGGAUCGUCUACCAUGGUAUGCGGGAUCCGACAAACGGUUGGGGUGCGAGGACGAUUCGUGCGCAGAAGUUCACGUGGAACGAUGAUGGGUCGCCGAAGUUUCCCAGACCUGGUUACGGACCGUAUCAGGUUCCCAGCGGACAGUAG